This is a messenger RNA of Cercocebus atys (sooty mangabey), 819 nucleotides long. RefSeq names its product 60S ribosomal protein L12-like. Gene Ontology annotation, molecular function: large ribosomal subunit rRNA binding; structural constituent of ribosome. Lineage: Eukaryota; Metazoa; Chordata; Mammalia; Primates; Cercopithecidae. The transcript has 4 exons. The record is from RefSeq and is a predicted model, not a curated record. The coding region runs from base 16 to 819 and encodes 267 amino acids. Gene Ontology annotation, cellular component: ribosome; cytosolic large ribosomal subunit. Gene Ontology annotation, biological process: translation.
ACAGCCGCCUCCACCAUGCAGCCGAAGUGUGACCCCAACGAGAUCAAAGUCGUACACCUGAGGUGCACUGUGGGUGAAGUUGGUGCCACGUCUGCACUGGCCCCCAAGAUCGGCCCCCUGGGCCUGUCUCCAAAAAAGGCUGGUGAUGACAUUGCCAAGGCAACGGGUGACUGGAAUGGCCUGAGGAUUACGGUGAAACUGACCAUUCAGAACAGACAGGCCCAGACUGAGGUGGUGCCUUCUGCCUCCACCCUGAUCAUCAAAGCCCUCAAGGAACCACCAAGAGACAGAAAGAAACAGGAAAACAUUCAACACAGUGGGAAUGUCACUUUUGAUGAGAUCAUCAACAUUCCUCGACAGAUGCGGCACCGACCUUUAGCCAGAGAACUCACUGGAACCAUUAAAGAAAUCCUGGGGACUGCCCAGUCUGUGGGCUGUAAUGUUGAUGGCUGCCACCCUCAUGACAUCAUAGAUGACAUCAACAGUGGUGCUGUGGAAUGCCCAGCCUGUGAUGAGUCUCCACCUCAGAGGGGCCUCCCCAGAGAGCUUCUAUGGCAUUCCCACCUCCCUAAGGCCUGCAGCAUAACCGGCUCUCAGCCCCGGGUGUCCAUCCCCACCCACCACUGUCCUGGGGGCAGCACAGACUGGCUUCCCCAGCCGCCUCCACUGAAGAAAGGCCCAGACAGUAGUGGGACAAAACGGCGCCCCAUGAGGGCCCAGUGGACGUCUUGGAUCCAGGUAUGGCAGGACCACCUGCUCUGGCGGAAGGCCAGUGGCCCUCCAGUGGGGGUCUCCUCACCCACCCAGGACGAGAACUGA